AUGGUGAAAAUCGUGAACCAACACUGUGAUCUAGGCCUGGCCCUCCUUCUGGUCUGGACGUGGCUAACAAGGCUGGUGGUGGCGGCCCAUCUGGUCGACAUCCCCACCUCAUCACGCCUGGCCGCCGAACGGGAGGAGCUGCAGCUAUCCCGGCAGGACGUGGGUCGGCUCAGCUACCAGAGUAUCCAUCGCAUGCUGAGGGACGAAAACGAACCGGCCAGCUUUCGGGGGGAAUUGCGAUACCAACAGAAACGCCACAAAAGGGAGCUGGAGCUUAACGCUCCGGCAAACAAGCUGAAUCUCACCCACCGCGACUUAAGGACAUUCAAUAGCACUGGUGGUCAGUGGAAGGGCGACUUUCAGGUGAUCACCGCCAUGGAUCUGAGCAGCAAUCAACUGGAGAACGUCAGCUUGGACAACUUCAAUCAACUAAGGCAGCUGGACUUGUGCAAUAACUCCCUGGAGGUUAUACCCCUGAGCUUGGUCGACAACAAUAAGUCACUACCCCUUGUAACGCUCGAUCUAUCCUGCAACAAAUUCAGACAAAUUUCCACGAACUUUUUUGCCCAGCGUUUGCCUCAGUUGAAAAAUCUCAACUUGGCACACAAUGAGUUGCUGAACAUUUCGCGGGAAUCCUUCUACAAUUUGUUGCAGCUACAAACGUUAGUCCUCAGUCACAACAACAUCUCGGAUAUAGACUACGAAACAUUUUUGGCGCUACCGAAUCUGCAAUAUCUGGAUUUAUCCCAUAACCGCUUGAGUGGAUCCGCAAUCCGAGCUCUGCAGGGAAUUCCGGAUUUGGUCAGCCUUUCAAUCGCGUACAAUCCAGAUGUGGGAGUGGCGAUGCAGGAGUUCGUCGCUUCCUGGAGCCUCAAGGAGUUGGAUGCCAGUGGCACUGGAUUGUGCCAGGUGCCUGCAGCUCUAGCCCAAUCCGUGAGGGCUCUCAAGUUGUCCGACAACUGGCUGAAGGCAAUUAAUUGCGGGGACAUGGACAGCUAUCCGCUGCUGCAGUACCUGGAUCUGUCGCAUUCCCGCAUUGCCCAAGUGGAGGACGAUGCCCUGGGACGACUGGAGCUGCUCGAAUCCCUUUUCCUCGACCACAAUCUUCUAAUGCGAGUGCCCAGCAGCCUGCCGCCAUCGCUGGAACACCUAUUUCUGCAGCACAAUCAGAUAAUGGAGCUCCCGCCACAGGCUUUUGUGGGAUUGGUCAACCUGCAGACUCUGGACUUAUCGAACAACCGAUUGAUCUUUCUGCCCCCGCUUUCGCUGCCCAAAUUGCUCACCCUGAAUCUGCAAUCGUCAGGGGUGGAGAGCGUUAGCCAAUCGAUAGUGCACACACUGCCACAGUUAAGGGAUCUUUUACUAGACGACAACCCCAUUAAGUGCAGCGAUUUGCUGGGCAUUGCCGAAUGGGCCAGUCCUUGCAGGUCAGUGGAUGUGGGUCAACCGAGUGGGGCAAGUGUGAGUGGGCGGGUGGACUUGAAGACAGAGUAUCUGCAGUUCCACAAUUUUUACGAAAACUUCAGUAGCCGAGCGUGUGGCACAAGAAAACCGGAAAAUGACACAAAGCCGCCUUCUUGCAGCCUGACAAGGGCAGUAGCAGCAUCCACAACAACACCCAGAAGUAUGUCAAAAGUUAAAAAGUCAAAAGAAACACAAGAACCAGCAACAUCAGUCGAAGUAGCGACGGCAACAGCAGCAACAUCAGAAAAAACAGACACACAAGCAACAUCAGCUGCAGCAGCAGCGACAGCAGAGCAGUCGACUGCAGCAGCAACAACAGCGGAAAAAGAAGCAAUCCCAACAGCAACAUCGAGCGACACCACAGCAGCAGCAAUGCAAUCAGCUGGCAACAGCCCUGCCCAGUUAACCACAAAAACGUUGCGGCCAACAGAAACAACUUCGUUAGCGCAACUGCAGCGUCGGCAACAAAUGCCUGGCAUGCCGGCCAAAACAACAGAAACGGCAGCAAAGAACCUGCCAAGUUUGGCCCAGACAAUGGCAACAACAGCGCUUCCCAUUUUGGCAACACGAGAUGCCGGCACGGCAACAACAGAAAUAAAUUCCGACAAGCCAACGAACAUUAGCGGUGCCACAAAAACAGCAGCAACAUCAGCUGCUGAAAUAGCAACAACACCAGCAACACCAGCAAUUGAAGUGCCACAAACCAUUUUGGCCGGCAAAAAAUCUGACAAAAUGCCAGCCGAUAAGGCACAGGAGACUUUAUUAAAAUACCCAACAAGGGACACAUCCGGUCAAGUUGCAACACCGCCGCACAAACAUGCAACACUGCAGCUGCACGUUAAGGAUCGACAUCUAAUUGGCACACCGCUGCUGAUGCACAAGGGCGAUGUCCUCCUGGUGGACGCCGAGCAGUUGUUGCUCCCUGGUACGGCCACCGUGGCGGAUGCGGAUGCGGAUUCGGCUUCGGAAGUUCUGGACUCGAGCCAACAACAUCAGUCAGCGGAGCAGGAAAAGCACCAGCCAGCCACUGAUAAGCGACAAGCGGAUGCAAUAAACGGCGACACAAAGGCGCCGGCGAAAAGCCACAAAAAGAAACCAUCGCUGAGCAUCAAGAAGAUGACCUACACUACCAAACAUGUGGCAAAAGCCUCGGAGGACGUGGCAGCCACCGCGAAGACACCGCAGCACCAACAUAGCAGCGUGAACACACCCAGGGAGACCACUCCCGAGGAGCUGAGCACCUUUGCCCAGCUAAAAGCCUUCGUAGAGCUCAAGAGCGAAUCGAAACCGGAACACCUAAUGGACCAGCGGGAGGAAAACCAUCACAAUCUCGCAGGAAAUCAUCCCGGGGUUAUGCUUCUGGUGGCCUGCGUUUUGUUCAUCGUGCUGCUUGCCGGUCUGGCCCACGUCUAUCGCUGUGAAUUGCCCUGGCAGAGGAGCAGCCGCUCCGGACAAUCGCGACCGCAUCAUCAAAGGCAUCUGAAUGAAACGGAUGAUGCGCACAGCUUCCUGCACUAUCAGGGAUCUGUGAACUCCAAUGGGGGAGAUCCGGCUCGCCUGCAAAAGUGGCACCACAGCACGCGGCGAGAAGCUCCCUACAGCUCCCCGCUGCACAAUCUACAAGCGCGCGAGCUGCAACAGCAACGCUGCCAGCAAUUCUACAGCUCCUCGCUGGCGGACAAGAGCUCCUCCACCUCGUCAUCCUCGUCGGGAAGCAGUCGCAGCAGCCUGCACUCGCCCAGCAGAGAUGACAGCUACUACAUAGAGAUGGCGCCCAGUAGUCCACCAGCAGCCCACCUGCCCAGCUUGCCCAUGGAACUCUUGGGCAGCAGGAGCAAUGUCCUCGGAUGCCGGGCGGACCGAGUGGCUGCCACCGAUCUGGGCGGUACGACAGAGGCGGUACCUUCUUCGGCGGCGACCAUCAAGUCGGUGAGCAGCAGACUGAUGACGCCCAGUUCGCGGAGGCUGAACAUCUGGUGACAAACCGUCUUUGGUCAGCGACAGUACGCGCCCUUUCAGUAGAGUAAAAAGUGGGAAUGAGUGGAGUGCGAACGACAAUCGCCAGCUGCCAACUUAGCCAGACGGCGCAGAAAGUCGGGGCUA
This is a messenger RNA of Drosophila teissieri, 3567 nucleotides long. RefSeq lists its product as uncharacterized. Lineage: Eukaryota; Metazoa; Arthropoda; Insecta; Diptera; Drosophilidae. The record is from RefSeq and is a predicted model, not a curated record. Gene Ontology annotation, molecular function: protein binding. The transcript has 2 exons. The coding region runs from base 1 to 3444 and encodes 1147 amino acids.